Messenger RNA from Actinia tenebrosa (Australian red waratah sea anemone), 3936 nucleotides. RefSeq lists its product as uncharacterized. The record is from RefSeq and is a predicted model, not a curated record. Lineage: Eukaryota; Metazoa; Cnidaria; Anthozoa; Actiniaria; Actiniidae. Gene Ontology annotation, molecular function: protein binding.
CAUAUUCCAUGUCAGCAGCGAGAGCGAGAGCGAAUGUGAAUAUUCUGCUUGCAACGUUGUGGUUUACUAGGUUGUUCAAAUUAACUAGAUAUCCAUGGACGAGGACUUCUUGAGAAAAGCGAGAAUUUUUGUCCGAGUAAGCUUACAGUACGCAGCAACUGGUGCACUCAACCUCACUGCUGAAGAAUGCCUCCAUCUUUACCUAGAAGCCUUUACCAUGGCAGACUUCCUAGAAGACAAAGACACCAUAAYGCUAGUGUGCAACCAACUUGGAAUGUUAUUUGAGAUGCUACAAGUUUACAAUGAGGCUCUGCAAUACCGCAAACUUCAUUUGACCUUCGCACUUAAAUCAGAGAAUAAAGCAGCUCAAAUUGAAGCUUACACGGGUUUAGGAAAUGUCUCUAUAAUAGUCAACAACCAUCGAGAUGCUCUUGCUUGCUAUCAAAAAGCGAGGAACAUUGCAAUGGAGAUAGGAGACAAGGACAAUGAAGUAGCCUGCUGUGCAACCAUAGGAAAUCUAUACAACACAUUAGGAUACCAUGGUGACGCUAUAAGCUAUUCCAAGCAGUGUCUCGCUCUGGCCUUGGAGACGAAAAAUGCAGUAUACCAGAAGUUGUCAUACGUUAAUAUGGUAUCUGCUUACACUGUAAUGAAGGACUUUCCACAGGUCGUCAACUGUUGUGAAGAAUGCUUGUUAAUUGCCACGGAAGAUGACAAAGAGGUGAACGUGAAUAUUUAUAAAUUACUUGGAGAUGCCUACCAAGAACUGAAAGACUCCCAACGAGCCAUUGAAAGUUACAAAAAGACACUGGAGAUCGCCAAGCAGCUUCAAAUCUACGACAUGGAAAGAGUUGCUUACCAAUGCCUAGGAAAUUUCUAUUUCACUCAAUCGAAGUUCCACUUAGCUGUUGACUAUCUGGAGAAAGAGUUAAUGUGUGCGAUCGAGAUGGACGACAAAAACAAUGUGGCAAGAGUGUAUAGUGAGCUAGGUGGAGUGAGCGCAACCUUAGGUAACUAUGGUGAAGCCAUUGAGAAAUGCCAAAAAGCUCUCGAAAUUGCUGAGAGUAUUGGUGAUAAGUAUGUCGAGGCGUCAGCACUGAAGCACCUUGGUAUUGCUCAUCGAAAUCAAGGCGACUAUCACAAAUCUAUCAAAUAUCUUGAGCGCAGCUUGCAAAUUGCUACAGACCUUGAUUCCAAGGAUGGACAAGCUCGAGCCUACAGUGGUUUGGGAAUGGCUUACCAGUCAUUGGGUAAAUACUACGAAACAGUGAAGUAUCAAAGCAAAGCUUUGGAAGUAAGUGUUGAGAUUGACUACAAGAAGGGCGAGGAAACUGCGCAUGGCAAUUUAGGAGUAGUCCUCGCAUUGCUCGGCCAAUACCAAGAAGCCAUUGUACAUCUAAAGAAAAACCUACAAAUUGCAAGGCAAAUCGAUGACAAAUGUGUCGAAGGAAGAGCUAUUUCUAAUUUAGGAACUUGUUACUUUAAGGUCGAUAAACUUGAAGAAGCAGCAAAUUGUUUCGAAGAAGCUCUAGAGAUCGCUCGCCAAGUGAAGGACAAAGAAGGCGAGGUAGAUGGUUAUGGAAAUCUUGGAAGUUGUAAGGCAGCUUUUGGCCAGUAUGACAAGGCAUUAGAAAUGUUUGAUGACAAGAUCCGUCUGGCUGAAGAGAUCGAUGAAAAAAGUCAACAAGCCAGGGGAUAUAGCGAAAAGGGAUGUGUUUAUAUAAGUUUAAACGAACGCGGCAAAGCAAUGGAAUGCUUUCAAAAGGAGUUGAAAAUUGCUAUCGAGACGGACAGCAAAAGCGAACAAUCAUCCAGCUACAAUAACCUCGGAAGUUUGUAUGCAAUUUUAUCACUUGAGAACAAAAACAACGGUGGACAAGAGAAAGAAAGAGAGGAGUGUAUUAACAAGUCCAUACACUACUUAAGAGAAUCGCUGCGGUGUAGUGAAUGGCUAUACAACCAUCUUCAAGAACAAGACCAUUUCAAGAUAUCUAUCGUUGAUACUUUCAUCGAGCAGUAUAAGCUCCUGAGCACGAUGCUGCUGCACAAUAACGAAGGCAAGGAGGCUCUUUUGGUAUUAGAGCGUGGAAAAGCUCGAGCUUUGGACGAUCUUUUGAUUUCAAAGUAUAACCUGAACCAAGACACCCACUCAGGACGAAAUCCAAUGUCUUACGCUGCCAUAGAAAAGAUGGGAUCAGAGUGCUCCAUUCUCUUUUAUUCUCUUCAAUCGUCAUUCAUUUUCACUUGGAUCAUGAAUUCCGCCAACUUAGUAGCUUUGAGCAUUGGUAAAAGUAAAGCUGGAACAGUACUUUCUGAUGCUGUGAACGACGCCUAUAACACAAUGAAAGUCAGAGAGGUCAAGUGCGAGGACCGAUCAAUUCAAACAGAGCAGCAUGAAGACAAAGUAAAUGUGUCAGUCGUCCCACAGACGUCCGGUUCUCUGGACGUAGCAGAGAAGGUGCUGAUGUCUUCGUAUGGAAAAAUCAAACAAAGAUGCAUACCAGACGAAGAUUUGUACGAUGACGAUAAUCCAAACCCACUUGAAGGCUUGUAUAACACUCUGAUAUCUCCAGUUCUCCCCCUUCUCACUAAAGACGAGAUUGUCAUCAUCCCUGACGGGGUCUUAUUUACUGUACCAUUUGCAGCACUUCGUGACCCAAAAACUGGACGGUUUCUCUCCGAAACGAAGCAGAUUCGCCUCGCACCAUCCCUGACGUUUUUAAAGACGAUACAAGAAUGCCCUGAAGAUUUUCACAGCAGGAAAGGUGCACUGAUAAUUGGAAACCCCAAGGUUGGCACAGUGAUGUUCAGAGGGAAAAAAGAAAAGAUCUCCGAUCUUCCGUCUGCAGAACAAGAAGCUCAAAUAAUUGGUGAGUUGCUUGGUGUCAAGCCAUUUAUAGGAUCACGAGCCACCAAAGAGACCAUCAAACAAAGCCUCCGAGAGGGUGUGGCUGUAGUUCACUUUGCAGCACACGGAACUACCGAUGGAGAAAUAUUCCUAACACCCUCAGGAGCCUGCGACUCGCCUAGUGAGGAGGAUUACAUCCUGACAAUGAAAGAAGUCCAGGAAACUGGUGUUCGUCCUCAACUCGUUGUCCUUAGUUGUUGUCACAGUGGUCGUGGUGACAUCAAAGCAGAGGGGGUGGUUGGGAUGAGUCGAGCAUUCCUUGCGGCUGGAGCUCGUGCUGUGGUAGCGUCACUGUGGGCGAUUGCUGACCAACCUACUAUGGCGUUCAUGGAAAAAUUUUACACUCAUCUGAAAAACGGUCAAAGUGCAAGUAAGAGCCUUCAGCAAGCCAUGAAAGAUAUUAGAGAAAUCCCAAGUUACAGCGACGCGCAGUUCUGGGCCCCAUUCUUUCUCAUUGGUGAUGACGUUACCAUCAAUAUUUUAAAGUGAUUUUUUCCAAGUGACUUUUAAAAGGUAUUAUUUCAAUGUAAUAUUAUUCCUUCUUUAAUGAAUUUCCUUUUGAAAUCAGUGGUGAUUUCUACAAUCUGAUUGCAUCCCAGCAGUGCGAUCUAAUCGCGAAUCGUGGAAGACGAAAUUGAACUUUGUGUCGUGGAAUUUUUGUCUGAAAUCAAACUUGUGAUCAACAUAUUGUCAUGCAACUUUCUAAUCACUGUUUGAUUUCAGACCAAAUUGCACUCCAGUCAUUUUAAUUACCAUUAUGAAGGGCCUAGACCAGAUCUUGAUAGGUGCUUACUAAAUUGCUUAUUAAUUGUCAAGCAACGUUGUAAUCACUCGUUUGAAUUCAGAAGUGCAUUCCACUCAUUUCAAUUACCAUUAUCAAGCGCCUAGAGAGAAUCGGAAUACGUGCUUACUUAAUUGUGAUUAUUAUUCGUUUUGCAAAUUUUAUUUGAAAGUGAUCUUUGAUUUCAUAUAUAUUGAUUCUAGUAUAUAUAAGGAAAGCUAUUUUCCAAUAAAACCAUGUAUAAUCA